This is a messenger RNA of Mustela erminea (ermine), 4973 nucleotides long. It is a transcript of the gene USP22, whose product is annotated as ubiquitin specific peptidase 22. The record is from RefSeq and is a predicted model, not a curated record. The coding region runs from base 239 to 1816 and encodes 525 amino acids. The transcript has 13 exons. Gene Ontology annotation, biological process: protein deubiquitination. Gene Ontology annotation, molecular function: cysteine-type deubiquitinase activity; zinc ion binding. NCBI's taxonomy places the organism in Eukaryota, Metazoa, Chordata, Mammalia, Carnivora, Mustelidae.
CCCGCCCCGCGCCGCGCUCCGCGAACCGGGCGAGCGCUGCGCGGGCGGCGCCUGGCUGGCCGCCGCCUCCCCCUGGGCGUCCGCGCAGCCGGGUCUUUGUCCGCCGGCCCCGCGGCCGCCCGCGCUUUGUUCCCCGCGCUCGUCGGCUGGGGCGCGCCGCCGAGCAGCCCACCGCGCAGCGCUGGCGUCGUCCUCGUCCCCCUCGCCGCCCCCCGCGCGCGGCCGGGCCUUGCCCCCCAUGGUCUCCCGGCCCGAGCCGGAGACCGAGGCCAUGGACGCGGAGCUGGUGGUGACGCCGCCGGGCUGCUCGCACCUGAGCAGCUUCAAGGUGGACAACUGGAAGCAGAACCUGCGGGCCAUCUACCAGUGCUUCGUGUGGAGCGGCACGGCGGAGGCUCGCAAGCGCAAGGCGAAGUCGUGCGUCUGUCACGUCUGUGGCGUCCACCUGAACCGGCUUCACUCCUGCCUGCACUGUGUCUUCUUUGGCUGCUUCACAAAGAAACACAUCCACGAACAUGCCAAGUCCAAGCGGCACAACCUGGCCAUAGAGCUGAUGUAUGGUGGCAUCUACUGCUUUCUGUGCCACGACUACAUAUAUGACAAGGACAUGGAAAUCAUCGCCAAAGAGGAGCAGCGCAGAGCUUGGAAAUUGCAAGGCGUUGGGGAGAAGUUUUCAACUUGGGAACCUACCAAACGGGAGCUUGAACUGCUGAAGCACAACCCGAAAAGGCGAAAGAUCACCUCCAACUGCACCAUAGGUCUGCGAGGGCUGAUCAACCUUGGCAACACCUGCUUUAUGAACUGCAUCGUCCAGGCGCUCACCCACACGCCGCUGCUGCGAGACUUCUUCCUCUCUGAUAGGCACAGGUGUGAGAUGCAGAGCCCCAGCUCGUGUCUGGUCUGCGAGAUGUCGUCACUUUUUCAGGAGUUCUACUCGGGGCACCGCUCCCCCCACAUCCCCUACAAGUUGUUGCACCUGGUGUGGACUCAUGCGCGGCACCUGGCUGGGUACGAGCAGCAGGACGCGCACGAGUUUCUCAUCGCUGCCCUGGAUGUCCUGCACCGACACUGCAAAGGUGACGAUAAUGGGAAGAAGGCCAACAACCCCAACCACUGCAACUGCAUCAUCGACCAGAUCUUCACGGGCGGGCUGCAGUCCGACGUCACCUGCCAAGUCUGCCAUGGAGUGUCUACCACCAUAGACCCCUUCUGGGACAUCAGUUUGGAUCUGCCUGGCUCUUCCACCCCAUUCUGGCCCCUGAGCCCUGGGAGCGAGGGCAGUGUGGUGAAUGGGGAAAGCCACGUAGCGGGAACCACUACACUCACGGACUGCCUGCGAAGAUUCACCAGACCGGAGCACUUAGGGAGCAGUGCCAAGAUCAAGUGCAGCGGCUGCCACAGCUACCAGGAGUCCACAAAGCAGCUCACCAUGAAGAAACUGCCCAUUGUAGCCUGUUUUCAUCUCAAACGAUUCGAGCACUCGGCCAAGCUGAGGCGGAAGAUCACUACAUACGUGUCCUUUCCCCUGGAACUGGACAUGACCCCCUUCAUGGCGUCCAGCAAAGAGAGCAGGAUGAACGGACAGUACCAGCAGCCAACAGACAGUCUCAACAAUGACAAUAAGUACUCCUUGUUUGCUGUAGUUAACCACCAAGGGACCCUGGAGAGUGGCCACUACACCAGCUUCAUCCGGCAGCACAAGGACCAGUGGUUCAAGUGUGACGAUGCCAUCAUCACCAAGGCCAGCAUUGAGGACGUGCUGGACAGUGAGGGAUACCUGCUGUUCUACCACAAACAGUUUCUGGAGUAUGAGUAGCCUUACCUGCGGCUGGUCCCCAAAAAUGAAGGCGAUGAGUUGGCCAGCCUCCCAAGGUGAUCUCCGCCUUCCCCGACUUCAUGAAGCCACCCCCCACACAGAAGUGCCCCCGAGAGCAUCGGAUUCCCCUGCAGCCUGGGCCCAGCGGCGGCCACACGGGUGCCCAGGAUCGCGGCGGCCGCGUGCACGAGCACUGCUCUCCGAAGGAGGCUCCGGGACCUGCGCAGCGGACGCAGCGACGUGGGGGGAUGUGCCCUGCGUGGGGAGGGGCCCGGGGGUGCGUCCCUGGGCGUCUGCUGUGCUCCUCGAGACCACGUGCGGCGGGGGUGGGGGGAGCAGCGUGUCCCGGGGCUGCGGCUUGGCUGCGCGACGGAGCAGUUUAAAAAGGCGACAACCCGGUUUUCCAUCAUGGGUCUAUUACAACAGUGAAAUACAGGAGCCAAAGACGUGGUGUGAGGACAGAGGACUUUGUGCGCACCUUCCUCGCUGCGGGUUUAGUAUCAAACAUAGAUAGCGUGGAACUUCGCCUGCGUCUGCUCAGCAGAUAGAGGAACACCCCCACCCCCCCACCCCCACCUAGCCCGCGGAACCGAGGACUCUAGCGGGUUCCCAAGCUCGUCUGUUGCGCAGAUCACUUAGCACUCAACUGCAUGUGGAGGCGUCUGCCCAGGUGGUCUCUUGGUUUUGUUUUUUUGUUUUCUUGGUUUUUUUUAGAAAUAGGCACUUUCAUAGCUCUCUUCCCUUUUCUCUUUCUCCACAAUUGUGACUUUCAUCAAUGUAAUGGUUGUAACGUGAAUGAAUUACUGCAUUUAUACAGAAAUUUAGAUCAUUUUCCUUUAUUCUCGAGAAUGAAUCUUGCUUUUUCAUCGGUGCUGGUUUUGUUGCUUCCCCUCCUCCCUUCCCCUUUGGAAGCAUCCGCGUCCAGGUGAGGGCUGGCGGGGGCGGCGGCAGAGGAUCAGGCUGAGCCUAGUAAGUGUCUCUGUCCUGUUAAAUCUUUUGAGUAAGUGAAGUGUUUCCAGGGGCUUCGUUGUUCCUUCCUCCUAUUUCUUCCUGGCCCCUUGUCCCACUCGCUCUCCCUGUGGCCACGUGGCGGCUCUUGGGUCGGAUGGAAGCUGGAGUGGCGUCCGGUGGAGCCUGCGGUUCGUGCUGCUGCCUCCGCCCUAUGUCUGGUGUAGUUAGAGCCGCAGCAGGGGCAGGCGGCUGGGCCAGCGAGCUGGUAGGAAGAGGGAGGAGCUGCUGGAGGAGAUGGGACAGUUUGCCUUGGUCCUUGUAAGAUACCCUGCAUGCACUUGUCUGUCCAAACACAAACUUCCAUUAUCCAUUUCUGAGAACUUAACAACCCAGACAUGUGGGGGUGGAAAAGCUGCUUUAAUGUCUUUUUGGGGGAACAAGCAGUGCUUGUCCUAGGAGCCUGGUCUGCUUUUGAGCUGUGGAAUGUUUGUUCCUGGAGAAGAGAACCCUCUGUUUCAAGUUCAGCAUAUUUACUUUCCUUUUUUUUUUUAAUUUUUUAUGGAGCCAGAUAGUAAAUAAUUUGAGGCUUUACAGGCCGUAGGGUCUCUGCUGUAGAUAGUACAGAAACGGAAUAGCAUGGUUAUGUUCCAGGAAGACAUCUUUCAGACCCUGAAAUUCGACAGUCUUCACCUGUUACGGAAUUUGUUUUUCUUCUCUAUUUAAAAAUGUGCGAACUAUGCUGAGCUUGGUAGGCCAUGCAGAAACAGUGGGCUUGAUCUGGCUCGUCAGCUAGUCAAGGUAGGAAGUGGGUAGGAACAGCAGCGGCUGAGUAGUUACCGCUCCGCGUGGAGCAUGCUGGAAUAUGUGAAACAGCAGUCAUGCUGCGGCAGCAUCCUGGAUGACAGAGCCUUUAGUGAUGCAGCUUUUAAGCACUUGCUCAGCUCAUACUCAGUGUAUUUCUGCUGUUUGGGAAUAUGUGUUCUGUGAUAGCAGAAUAUGUGUUCUGUGAUCAGGAACAAGGGUGGGUGCAGAUUUUCAGAAAUGGCCCCACGUGGCUGGGUUGUGUGUGUGAUUGUAAGAGAGAAACUGUUGUGAAGAUUGCUUUGUGGGAGAGCCGUUGCCCUUUAAUAAGGAGCAAGUCAAGCAAGGAACUGGCUGAAGCUGGCCUGCCGAGUUUGAGCCGUGAGCUCUGCUGCCUUGAGACCUGGCUCAACUGGAUGGUCCUGGGUUUUCUGGCAGGUUCCCUGUGGUCUGGCCAGCUCUGCUUUCCACAUCUGUGUCUGCUCAUGUUCAGGAGAGCUCACCUGUUCCAAGAGCAUGAGGUCUGGAGAUAGGUGAUGAGGCCAUGUUUCUCUUUUGUAGACAUGACUCUUAAGUUUUUGUAUCCAGAUUAAUUGUUGUUAUUCCCUGUUGACACCGGCGUUAGCAAGUUGUCCCCCGUGUCUGCCGCUGGGAAGCUCCUGUGACUGUAGGAACCGUGCGUGGGCAGUGAUGCCAGCAGGAUGUUGGUCGCUGGGAUUUACUUUGUUUCUCACAAAAUACUCUAUGGUGGGCCUGGGAAUGUUUCUUUUUGCUCCCAGGCCAGGCAUUAAAUUCAGGAACAUGGCUCUCUUGUUUCCUUGUAAAGACCCCUGUAUACAUGUUCAGGUCAUUACCAAGUGCAUCUGACACUAAGGGGGUGACGCCCACUGCCCCCCCCCACACAUUCCCACCAGUGGUUUUAAAAUAAUCUGUGUUUCUGAGACGUUGGCAGCCCUUUCACCGCAUCGUUGGGAACCGGGCUUUCCAUCUCCAGAGCUGUGACACGAGCUCUAAGCUGGGUCCGUGCCGGGAGCGUGGGGGUCCAGCGGGCAGCCCAAGCAGCCAGGUUGCCUCUCCAGGGCGCAGGGUCAUCUUUAGGCCUCCUUCCUGCAGCAGUGCCCCUGACCCCACAACACAUAGCCCUUCGCUCUUGUCCUUCAGCUUGGUGUGUAUGCUUUCCCUGGGCCACAUGGCCCUUCUUUUGACAAUUCAAGUGACUGUUUCGUUUACUAUAACCUUAAAAACAAAAAUUGUAAGAAAAAGAUUCCAAUGAUCGUGCUGUGGAUUUUAUUACCAAGAUGUUUACACUUCCCUUUUACCUGUCAUUUUGAGGACCUGUCAAGUCUUCUCCCUUAAUGGCUUGUAGUCUUUCCUAUGUCAUAAUAAAGCUACAUUUUCUUCUGAA